Molecule: messenger RNA, 1623 nt
Organism: Closterium sp. Naga37s-1
Lineage: Eukaryota; Viridiplantae; Streptophyta; Zygnematophyceae; Desmidiales; Closteriaceae
Source: the annotation of a GenBank genome assembly
AUGCCCGCCGGCGUUCGCGUUCGCGGUGUGAUGAAGCCUGCAUACCAGGAAAUUCUGACCCCAGAGGCUGUCGAGUUCGUUGUGGAUCUGGUCCGCACGUUCCGCCCACGCGUCGACUACAUCCUGCGCUGUCGAGGAGAGACCCAGGCGCACUACGACGCGGGGGAGCUCCCCACGUUCGCCGCGUGCUCCAAGGCCAUCCGCGAGGGCGACUGGAAGUGCGCGCCCACUCCGCAGGUGCUGCUGGACCGCCGCGUGGAGAUUACUGGGCCCGUGGAGCGCAAGAUGGUGAUUAACGCGCUCAACUCCGGCGCGAAGAUGUUCAUGACUGACUUUGAGGAUUCGCUGGCGCCCACGUGGGAGCGGAUCAUGGACGGGCACGUGAACCUGCGGGAUGCCGUGAACGGCACCAUCUCGUACGAGGACAAGGCCCGCCGCAAGACGUACAAGCUCAACGACAAGACCGCCGUCAUGCUCGUGCGCCCCCGCGGAUGGCACCUCAAAGAGGCGCAUUUCGAGGUGGACGGGCAGCCUGUCCCCGGGUGCCUGAUGGACUUCGGCCUCUAUUAUUUCCACAACCACGCCAAGUUCCGCGCCACGCACGGCGGCGCGGGGCCCUUCUUCUACCUCCCGAAGAUGCAGCACUCGCGCGAGGCGGCGCUCUGGAACGCCGUCUUCGAGCACGCGCAGGACCGCGUGGGCGUGCCACGUGGCACGAUCAAGGCGACGGUGCUGAUCGAGACGCUGCCGGCCGUGUUUCAGAUGCACGAGAUUCUGUACGAGCUGCGGGAGCAUUCCGCGGGGCUCAACUGCGGGCGCUGGGACUACAUCUUUAGUUUCAUCAAGACGUUCCGCGCGCACCCGGAUCGCCUGCUGCCGGACCGCCAUCAGGUGGGGAUGACGCAGCAUUUCCUGAAGAGCUACACGGAGCUGCUGAUCCAGACGUGCCACAAGCGCGGCGUGCACGCGAUGGGCGGCAUGGCGGCGCAGAUCCCGAUUAAAGACGACCCUGCGGCGAACGCGGCGGCGUUCGCGAAGGUUAAGGCGGAUAAGCAGCGCGAGGUGGACGCGGGACACGACGGCACGUGGGCGGCACACCCCGGGCUCGUGCCGCUCGUGCUGGACGUGUUCAACGCGGGCAUGCCACGUGCCAACCAGAUGAACCGCGCGCGCGACGACGUCCACGUCACCGCGGAGGACCUAAUCGCGAUGCCCAAGGGGACUAAGUCGCUGGACGGUCUGCGAGUUAAUACGCGCGUCGGGAUCCAGUAUAUCGAGGCGUGGAUGACGGGAUCCGGAUCCGUGCCGCUGUACCAUCUCAUGGAGGACGCAGCAACGGCUGAAAUCAGCCGCGUGCAGAACUGGCAGUGGCUGCGGUACGGAGCGGUGCUGGACGGUGAGCUGGUGCCCGUGAAAGUUACCAAGGAAUUGUUCAGCCAGGUGGUUCAGGAGGAGCUGCAGCGCAUUCAGCAGGAAGUGGGGCCCAAGAGAUUCGCCUCGGGCAGGUUCCAGGAAGCUGCGGCGCUGUUUGCAAGCCAGUGCCUGGCGCCGACCCUGGGUGAUUUCCUGACCCUGGACGCGUAUCCUUACAUCACUCAGUUUGUGCCCGAGUCACGGCUGUAG